GAGAAAUUGCGGCAGAAGGAGAGAACAGAUGAUCGCAGGCUGACUUUGGGAAGGGGGGGUGUGCACUGGCUCGUUUUCCAGCAACAUCACUUUGCUUUCCUUCCUUUUUUUAAAACAUCCCAUUCUCCUGCAGGUUCCAUCCCUGUGUUGCACCUACACCCGCUGAGCAUCUCCUCCUCCUAAUGCUUUUGCGCCCUCUCCUCUUCCUCACACUUUAGUUUGACCAUCCUGCCGCCCCUCAGCAGCCGUGUUACGAUGCCCGUGCUGGAGGGGCUUUGGAGUCCAGAUCUCAUGCUGGGUGUCGACGGCAGGGUCUGCCCGGAUGAUGAAGCACCCCGCUCCCCAGUCUGGGGUCCCCUGGGGACCCCGCCGGUCACCUGCGGGGGCUUGUCUCUGACGCUGGAGCUCCCGGCGCUCAUACGGCAGCUCCGGGCAGCGUGGAGGGCACGCAGGGGAGGAGGAAGGAGUUCGAGGCAGCCGGAGAGCUGUCAGGACGGUGCCUGGGUGGAAGACGGGAAGGAGGAAGAGGAAGAAGUGGAGGAGGAAGGGGAAGUGAAGCAUGACCAGGAGGAGAGGGGUGCCCAUCUGGAAGGUAUCAGACUGAGCGCGUGCGCUGCUGGUGUGUCGCUGGCCGAGAGAAGAGGCUCCUAUCCUUUCAUUGACCUGCACGUCGUCAAGACCAGGGACCAACAGGGGGAGGUAGAGGCCGGCAAGCGGAGGAAGGUGAAGCGCCUCCUGAGCUUCCAGAGGUACUGCCACGCUUCCCGGCUGCUGAGGGGCUUGGUUCCCCGGACACCUGAGUCUUUGCAUCUGCUGGAUGACGACUACCUGGGCCAGGCUGCCCACAUGCUGUCAAAAGUUGGCUCUUGGAACUUUGACGUUUUCCUUUUUGAUCGUCUUACAAAUGGCAACAGCCUUGUGACGCUCAUGUGCCACCUCUUCAACGUCUACGGCCUCGUUCACCACUUCCAGCUGGACAUGGUCAAACUGCACAGGUUCCUGAGCACCGUGCAGGGCGACUACCACUCCCAGAAUCCUUAUCACAAUGCUGUGCACGCGGCCGACGUCACCCAGGCCAUGCACUGCUACCUGCAGGAGCCCAAGCUGGCAGAGCAGCUGAGCCCACUGGACGCCUUCCUGGGCUUGAUGGCGGCCGCCACCCACGACGUGGACCACCCCGGCGUCAACCAGCCUUUCCUCAUCAAGACCCGACACCACCUGGCGUCCCUUUAUCAGAACACGUCAGUGCUGGAGAGCCACCACUGGAGGUCCACAGUGGGCGUGCUGCGAGAAUCGCGGCUGUUGUCCCACCUGCCUGCCGAUGUGUCGCAGGGAAUCGAACAACAGUUGGGUUCGCUCAUCUUGGCCACAGACAUCAGCCGACAGAACGAGUUCCUGCUGACCUUCAGGGAGCAUCUGGACAGCCAGGAGCUUGAUCUUCAACUGGCGUCACACAGACACUUUGUCCUGCAGAUCGGCCUCAAGUGCGCGGACGUGUGCAACCCGUGUCGCGUUUGGGAGCUCAGUAAGCAGUGGAGUGAGAGGGUGUGUGAGGAGUUCUACAGGCAGGGGUUGGGCACCGAGCACCGAUGGGAACCGCGACAAACAUUCACAUUCUCCCGGAAUCCUUCAUUUUUUAACAUUCCAUGCCUUCGGUGGGUGACUGACAAGCCCGCCCACCGGAAAAAAUGGCCGCAUGACACCAAGUAAGAAGAAAAAGCGUCAGGAAGCGUUUGCGUUAGUCCAUUCCAAACAUGGACAGUGUGCGGCGGCGCUCGUUACUUUGGCUGAAAUUCUGCAAAAAACUGAAUCAUCAUAUCAUGCAAGGGAGGGUGCAUUCGCGUGCACACGGUGCAUUCGUGUGCACACGGUGCAUUCGCGUGCACACGGUGCCCUGGCGUGCCACGCCGGACUUCUUCCAGCCAGUCAGGCAAGCAAAACAGUAAAUGCCGUCCAUCUUAUGCCAACGUUGAAGCAGCGAACAAACGAUACUUACUCAAAUAUCCAUACUUUUUCACAAACGACUCGACGGUAACGCUAGCUUUAGCCAGGACGUUCUGCACCCAAACGGCAGAGGGAGCCAACCAUCCCGCAAAAAGUUGGACUUGCGGACAUGCUGAAGGAAGGUGGGAGUUGCGGCUGUAGGGCGCCAUCACGGAACAAAUGAACCUUCGCUUGGAGGAGGAGGAGGAGUAAAAGACGGCAACAGGAGCGAUAUGUUUUAACAAGAUAGAAAAGUGCUGCAGAACGCCACCAGGAUGUAGAGGCACCAUCAGAGGAGGGAAAUGACUUCUUGUCCAACCUCGUAGGCUGAUCAUUACGAUUCAAAGGAAAUGUGAGCUUUGAGUGUUCAAAAAUGGAUCAAUAGACUGAUCAGGCGAGCUAGCUCUGUCCUGGACGGUCCUCUGGACUCCGUGGAGGAAGUGGGGGAGAGAAGGAUGUUGGCUAAGCUGACAUCCAUCAUGGACAACACCUCUCACCCGCUACAUGACACUGUGGGUUCCCUUAGCAGCUCCUUCAGCAGCAGACUGUUACACCCACGGUGUAAGAAGGAGAGGUUCCACAGGUCCUUCAUACCGACCGCUGUCAGGCUCUACAACACCUGCACCACCUGAACCAUGUUGUAGUCACUAUGCUUUCUUUACACUGUUCUCUUUACUUGUCUUGCUGCUGUAACAAGUAAAUUUCCCCGCUGUGGGAUAAAUAAAGUACAUACAAUACAAUACAAUACAAAAUGUGAUAGAAUGUGUGAGAAGCGUGUCCCAAGUGUACGGCGGGGGCUUUUACAGCCGUAAAGCAAAUCAAGUAAAACACUCGGACACGUGUACUUUGUGUACUUUGAAGGGUGAUGCCAGGAAUUGUUUUAGUAAGAAAAUACAAAUAAAAACAAAGACAAAUAGAAUUUCUGUCUAAACGUGACUAAAAUGUGACUAAAACAAGACUAAAAAUAAAACAAGUCACAUGUCACCAUAAGAAAAGGUAACAUGAGUCCAUAUUUCCAUGUUCACGUACAGCGACCUUAACCACAGUAAAACAGCUUCUCUCUGAUAAGUGACAAAAGUAUUGGGACAUUGGGUGUCCUUUGCUUCCAGUGUGGUCGUCUUCCUUUCCAAUCAUGAUGGACUUGCUCGUGCUG
Molecule: messenger RNA, 3136 nt
Organism: Dunckerocampus dactyliophorus (ringed pipefish)
Lineage: Eukaryota; Metazoa; Chordata; Actinopteri; Syngnathiformes; Syngnathidae
Product: cAMP-specific 3',5'-cyclic phosphodiesterase 7B-like
Exons: 11
Coding region: 256-1710 (484 amino acids)
Molecular function (GO): 3',5'-cyclic-AMP phosphodiesterase activity
Source: RefSeq, a predicted model, not a curated record